CUGUUUUUUCCCAAUGUGAGUAUAACUGUGAGUGCCGGGACUGCUACACUGCUGUCUUCCUUGUCUAACACAACAACGAAAAAGGAAUCCCACAGAAAGCGAGGAGAUGUAUCGAUCCAUCCUGUUCGCCCUGCUCGGCCUGACUCUCGGGCUGGUUAUUGGGUUUCCCACCCAGGAGGAAGAAGCCGCUGGAAAACACUGGGUGCUUAUCGUGGCCGGCUCCAACGGCUGGUACAACUACAGGCACCAGGCCGAUGCUUGCCAUGCCUACCAGAUUGUCCGCAAAAAUGGCAUCCCCGACGAGCAGAUCGUGGUUAUGAUGUACGAUGACUUGGCUCAAAAUGAGGAGAACCCCACCCCUGGGAUACUGAUCAAUAGACCAAAUGGUACUGAUGUGUACAAGGGAGUUCCUAAAGACUACACUGGGCAAGAUGUGACCCCAGAAAACUUCCUGGCAGUGCUGAAGGGUGAUGCCUCAAAAGUCAAAGGUGGCUCUGGAAAAGUGCUGAACAGUGGACCCAACGAUCAUGUGUUUGUCUACUUCACCGAUCACGGUGCACCAGGUCUUCUGGCAUUUCCUGAUAGUGAGCUCCAUGUUGAAGACCUCCAAGAAGCCAUUAAAUACAUGCACGAAAACAAGAAAUACAAAAAGAUGGUGUUCUACAUUGAAGCAUGUGAGUCUGGGUCAAUGAUGAACCACCUGCCUACUGACAUUAAUGUGUAUGCCACCACAGCAGCCAACCCUGAGGAGUCCUCUUAUGCCUGCUACUAUGAUGAGGCGAGGGACACCUACCUGGGAGACUGGUACAGCGUGAAUUGGAUGGAGGACUCUGAUGUGGAGGAUCUGACAAAAGAAUCCUUGCUGAAGCAGUUCAAGAUUGUAAAGAACCACACAACCACAAGCCACGUCCAGCAGUAUGGAAACAAGACUUUGGCCCACAUGAAACUUAUACAGUUUCAGGGUGUUUCCAAAGCAGACAGCCCAGCUGCUCCUCCGAUGAACCUGCCACGGAUUAAAAACCUGGAUCUGACCCCGAGCCCUGACGUUCCUCUAGCCAUCCUGAAGAGGAAGCUGAUGGCCUCCAAUGACAUCAGAACCGCACGGGGCCUGCUGAUGGAGAUCAGCAUCCACCUCAAGAUCAGGGAGAAGAUGGCUGACACUAUGCGCGAAGUGGUCGAGAGAGUCACCGGCAAUAAGCUCAAGGCCGGGGAGAUCCUCAACAGCAGAUCUGACCUCUCUCAGCAUCAGUGCUACAAGGCCGCAGUGAAGCACUACAAACACAACUGCUUCAACUGGAGCAAACCUGAGUAUGAAUACGCCCUGAGGCAUCUGUAUGCUCUGGUGAACCUGUGUGAGAGGGGAUACCCUGCAGAGAGCAUCCUGCAGACCAUGGACUCAGUGUGUGGCCACUAAAAGGAUUUCUGUGAAACCAUUAAAGCCUCUGGUACUUCUACUUGAGAAGAGCUGAGAACACUGAGCUUCUCUUUGCACGGCCCUGAGAAUCAAUCUAAUAUGGAAAUGACGUUAUUGUUUUAUGAACACACUAUAACUUUUUAAAAUUUUUUGAUUCUACUGAAAUUUCUUUUAUGAUGACUUGCACUGUCGCAGUGAGUGUGACGUUUUACUGCUACCAGUUUCAUUUUUAGAACAACCAUUAUAUAACAUUUGAAUUCAUGAGAUGGACUUGAAUUCAGAUUGUUUUAAGCUUUAUUUAUGGUAUUGUUAAUGGCAUACCACUGGAUGAUGAAUGUCUGUUAAACCUCAAAAGAAUUUUUCGUGACACUGUUGGGAAUAAAAUGUGAUGGAACAAAACUGACA
Messenger RNA from Archocentrus centrarchus (flier cichlid), 1819 nucleotides. RefSeq names its product legumain (gene lgmn). The record is from RefSeq and is a predicted model, not a curated record. Gene Ontology annotation, molecular function: cysteine-type endopeptidase activity. NCBI's taxonomy places the organism in Eukaryota, Metazoa, Chordata, Actinopteri, Cichliformes, Cichlidae. Gene Ontology annotation, biological process: vacuolar protein processing. The transcript is spliced from 14 exons. The coding region runs from base 107 to 1414 and encodes 435 amino acids.